Myotis lucifugus (little brown bat) is the source of this 4223-nucleotide messenger RNA. RefSeq names its product erythrocyte membrane protein band 4.1 like 3 (gene EPB41L3). Gene Ontology annotation, biological process: cortical actin cytoskeleton organization. The record is from RefSeq and is a predicted model, not a curated record. Gene Ontology annotation, molecular function: structural molecule activity; actin binding. Lineage: Eukaryota; Metazoa; Chordata; Mammalia; Chiroptera; Vespertilionidae. The transcript is spliced from 21 exons. Bases 141 to 3104 code for a protein of 987 amino acids. Gene Ontology annotation, cellular component: plasma membrane; cytoskeleton.
CUGACAGGGAACGGGAAUUUGCUGCUGGGGCUGCAAAACAGCUCGAAUAUCAGCAACUGGAAGACGAUAAACUCUCUCAGAAAUCAUAUAGCAGUAAACUCUCUCGAUCUCCACUAAAGAUUGUCAAAAAGCCAAAAAGCAUGCAGUGCAAAGUGAUCCUUCUAGACGGCUCAGAGUACACCUGUGAUGUGGAGAAACGCUCCAGAGGCCAAGUGCUGUUUGAUAAAGUAUGUGAACAUCUGAACUUGCUAGAAAAAGACUACUUUGGGCUUACGUAUCGAGAUACUGAAAACCAGAAGAAUUGGUUGGACCCUGCUAAGGAAAUUAAAAAACAGAUUCGAAAUGGUGCUUGGCAGUUUUCAUUUAAUGUGAAAUUUUACCCACCAGACCCCGCCCAGCUAUCUGAAGAUAUCACCAGGUACUACCUCUGCUUACAACUGCGAGAUGACAUCGUGUCUGGGAGGCUGCCCUGCUCCUUUGUCACCCUUGCCCUGUUGGGCUCCUACACUGUCCAGUCAGAACUUGGAGACUAUGACCCUGAUGAAUGUGGAAAUGAUUACAUUAGUGAGUUCCGCUUUGCACCCAAUCACACUAAAGAACUGGAAGAUAAAGUGAUCGAGCUGCACAAGAGUCACAGAGGAAUGACGCCAGCAGAAGCCGAGAUGCAUUUCUUGGAAAAUGCCAAAAAAUUAUCCAUGUAUGGGGUAGAUUUACAUCAUGCCAAGGAUUCUGAAGGAGUAGAAAUUAUGUUAGGCGUUUGUGCGAGUGGUCUGUUGAUAUAUCGUGACCGGCUGCGGAUAAAUAGAUUUGCCUGGCCCAAGGUUCUAAAAAUCUCAUACAAACGGAACAACUUCUACAUUAAGAUCCGCCCGGGUGAGUUUGAACAAUUUGAAAGUACCAUUGGGUUUAAACUGCCAAACCAUCGAGCUGCCAAGCGUUUAUGGAAAGUGUGUGUUGAGCACCAUACAUUUUUCAGAUUGUUGUUACCAGAAGCACCUCCAAAGAAAUUCCUUACCUUGGGCUCCAAGUUCCGUUAUAGCGGCAGAACGCAAGCCCAAACCAGAAGAGCCAGCGCACUGAUAGAUCGUCCAGCCCCUUACUUUGAACGCUCCUCCAGCAAACGUUACACCAUGUCUCGCAGCUUGGAUGGAGCAUCAGUGAAUGAAAACCAUGAAAUAUACAUGAAGGAUUCUGUGUCUGCUGCAGAGGUUGGUACUGGCCAGUACGCCACAACAAAGGGCAUCUCUCAGACCAACUUGAUCACCACUGUGACUCCGGAGAAAAAGGCCGAGGAGGAGCGUGAUGAGGAAGAGGACAGACGGAAAAAGGCCGAGGAAGCCACUGCUGCCGCGGCAGUACGGCCCGAGGGAAAGACGGACAGUGAGCGCACGGACACCGCGGCCGAUGGGGAAACCACUGCCACUGAGGAGCUAGAUAAAACUCAAGAUGACCUGAUGAAACAUCAGACCAAUAUUAGUGAGCUGAAAAGAACCUUUUUAGAAACCUCCACAGACACUGCCAUCAUGAAUGAAUGGGAAAAAAGGCUUUCUACCUCCCCAGUGCGACUAGCCGCCAGGCAGGAAGAUGCACCCAUGAUAGAACCACUUGUCCCUGAAGAGACCAAAGAAGAAAGAGAGAUUUCUGAAAAGGUUAUAUUUUUGCAGCAGGGAAGCUCUUCAUUCCUUGAGUCUCAGCCAAGUGUGAUACAGAGAAUGCGGGAAGGAGACUCUGUGGUUACCUCUCAGCAAAUCAUUUUCCAGAAAACGGUCCCAUCGACCCUAGAGGGCACAGAGGAUUGGGUUUUUGUAGACAAAAUACCUACUGAGGUAGUUGAUGGCGAUUUGAAAAAGAUUGUGACUUACAAGGUGGUGACCAUGAGCAGUAGAACUGGUGACAUCCCCGCUGACAUGUUACGCUCUAGUACCAUUGAAAUGCAGAGCUUCGACGACUUGGCCCAGGAAAUACAAUUGAAAGAAGAAAGCAAACAGAAGAUAUACGCUCUAGGAAAGUCCUAUGAUACCGUAUCCGGAAAAAUCGUGACUAUGACAGAGAAAGCUAAGGAGGGAGAGAAGGGAGUGCAGCCCUCGGGUCUUGAAGUGUUUCAGAAAAUGGAGCCCAGGAAGGUCACCCCCGUCAUGACAGAGUACGAGGUCCUGGAAGCCAUCGCUGAUGAGAAGUCCAAGCGAGGACCCGAGGGCCACACUCCGAAGCGGAGGUUGUCGGAGUCCCUGGCUCCCAUCAAGGAGGCCGAGUCCCGGCGGCAGAGUCCCGAGGAAGAAGAACCCAGGAAGGCUCAGAAAACAGAAACCAAGACAGAGUCCAGCGAAACCGAGACAGAAACAACCCAGCCCCCACAGCCACUUAGCAUGGAGAAGGUUGUUCAGGAAACGGUGGUGGUGGAGGAAAGACGUGUGAUGAAUGUGCAUGCAAGUGGGGAUGCUUCUUACGCGGCUGGAGAUGACGCAGAUGCUGCAGCACAGGCAGCAUCUGCUGGUGCUUCUAGCGUUAAAGGGAAGGAGGGCUCUGCUCUGACGGAGGGGGCUAAAGAGGAGAAAGGGGAGGUUGCCGAUAAAGCUGUCCUGGAACAGGAAGAAAUGGCCACUGCUUCCCAUGAGCCAGAGGAGGAGCAGAGUGCAACAAUCCACGUUUCUGAAACUUUGGAACAAAAACCUCAUUUUGAGUCAUCCACCGUGAAGACAGAAACCAUCAGUUUUGGCAGUGUGUCGCCAGGAGGAGCAACGCUCGAAAUUUCUACCAAGGAACUGCCAGUCGUUCACACAGAAACCAAAACCAUAACAUACGAAUCCUCAGAGGUUGAUCCUAGUGCUGAUUUGGAGCCCGGCGUGCUAAUGAGUGCACAGACGAUCACAUCUGAAACCACCUGUUCCACGACCACCACCCACAUCACCAAAACUGUGAAAGGAGGCAUUUCAGAGACGAGAAUUGAGAAGCGAAUAGUCAUCACGGGCGAUGCGGACAUCGACCAUGACCAGGCGCUGGCUCAGGCAAUUAAAGAGGCCAAAGAGCAGCACCCUGACAUGUCAGUAACCAAAGUAGUGGUCCAUAAAGAGACAGAGAUCACACCGGAAGAUGGAGAGGAUUGACCCCAGGAAUAACUUAGCCUGCACAGGAAUCCAGUCAUGCAAACCAUUAGGAAAACCAGAGCCUAUAUGGAGUUCUUUCUUCUAACCCCACUGACUUGUAUCUGCCCGUGGAAACUUUCAAUCCAGAAGAACAAACCUUGACCGUUAAUUAAAGACACUGGCAGAGAGAUCUCCCCAUAAUAAAGCAAUCCGAAUCAGCAGCACUAAACUGAUAAUUGCAUGAAGCAACGAUAAAAUUACAAAAGAGCAGCAUUUUUAAUUUUCACAAAGUGUCUAAGUUUUCAGCUAUACCUGCACGUUCAUAACCAACAAUAUAAACCGUGAUCUCAUGUAACACAUAACCAAUCCAUGCCUUUUAUAGUUUAUUAUCAUUAAAGUCUAAACACAAUUGCAGUUUCCUAGGUGACAGAUCUUUUGUUUACAGAUAAAUGAAGAUUACCCUAAAACGCUAGAAGCUGUCUAGGUCCGUUGUGUCAGGUUUAUCCCAGAUUAGAUGUGCCAAUAACCGAGUCCACUCAGUAAACACUUGAAUCUUGUACUUGUUUCACCUGGUUUUAUUACUCUUAACCCAUAAACAGUGACGACUCUCUGAUCCUCUGGAGAUAGUUAAUGCUUCCAGUCCUGCUUUGUGUAUCUAAUUUAAUUCAUUAUAAGGUAGUACUGAUUUUAGCAUAUUAAUGUGAUUUCUUCCUUGUCGUCCACUUUGCUCUGCGUUCAAUCUUAAAAGAUUUCCAGAGUUCCCUAUCAGAUCCUAAAUAUGUAAAUUGUCAUUAUUUGGGGAAAAAUAUGUAUUUUUGUUAGUUCACAAUAUUCUGAAAUUUCACUGUUGGAGUGGUUUGUUGUUUUUUUUUCUAUCUUCAUUUCUGCUUUCUUAUAUUUUUUAAUUGAUUUUUCUUCUUUUAUUUAAAAAACUGUUUUAUUUCCAAAUCUGGUCCAUAUUUACAACCUAGUUCAGAGCCAAGCCUUAAACUGUACAGAAUUUCCACUGUAAUUAAGCUAUUUACUGUUCAGUUAUAAAUAGACUUCAAAAAGAUAUAUUCUCCAUUACACUGUCUAUUGCAUCACUCAGCCCAUGGUGAAUGUAUGUUUCUGCAUAGUGAAAUAAAAAUGGUAAAUGCA